This is a messenger RNA of Rotaria sordida, 864 nucleotides long. Lineage: Eukaryota; Metazoa; Rotifera; Eurotatoria; Philodinida; Philodinidae. The record is from the annotation of a GenBank genome assembly.
AUGAAUAAUCUUAAACGAAAAUCAUCUUUUAAUCAUUUAUCAAAGAAAUGUCGAAAUGACGUGAAUCAAUCGAUAACUUGCAUUGAAAAUUUAUCAAAUGAAUGUUUUUAUGAAAUAUUUAAUUAUCUUGAUGCUUGUGAAAUAUCUAUAGUAUUUUCAAAUUUAAAUUAUCGUUUUCAGCAACUUCUCAAUUCUUUAUUACUUUUAUUUAAAAUCAAAUUUAAUGAUUCAAUACCAGAAGAAAUAUCUAGAAAUAAUUAUGAACAAAUUUUAGUUCACAACAGACAUCAAAUCUAUUCAAUUAAUUUAUGGACAAUGGAAAAUAUGUUUCUGUCUAUGACGUUAUUUGUCAUUAAUUCAUCAUAUGAUCACUUCGAAUCAGUUACUCUUUUUGGAAUUGAACCAGAUAUACUUCAUCUACUUCUUACUCAUUAUACUUGUUUACCUCGUUUAUUCUCAUUAAAUAUUGAUACAAAAUCUAGUUGCAGAUUAAAAGAAUUAAGCGAUAUUUAUCAGUCAAUUUUUGCUUUAUCAAAAUUGGAAUCUAUCGAAUUAGAAACAGAUAUAUUUGACGAUUCUGAAUCCAGACUUCCAUUAUCAAUUGCUACUAAUAAACAAUUCAGUAAUAUUAAAUAUCUUUAUAUACAUCAUUCUUGUAGUUUUCAAGAAUUGUUUGCUAUAAUAUCUUAUACACUUCAACUUUGUCGUUUGAAACUAUCAUAUACAUGCGAUAAUGAUGAACCAAUUAUUGGAAAUGUAUUACCGAUUUCAUUAUUUAGUUUAAUACAUUUUUCAAUAGAUCGAUAUGAUAUGAAAUUGAUAAAUUUCAAUGGUUUAUUAAAAAUAUAUUUUUUUGCAAAUUAA